Odontomachus brunneus is the source of this 505-nucleotide messenger RNA. It is a transcript of the gene RpL30, whose product is annotated as 60S ribosomal protein L30. The transcript is spliced from 4 exons. Gene Ontology annotation, molecular function: RNA binding; structural constituent of ribosome. Bases 16 to 465 code for a protein of 149 amino acids. Gene Ontology annotation, cellular component: cytosolic large ribosomal subunit. The record is from RefSeq and is a predicted model, not a curated record. Lineage: Eukaryota; Metazoa; Arthropoda; Insecta; Hymenoptera; Formicidae.
UUCUAUACAUUCUCUAUGAUUCAUGUACGAACGUUUUCACACGCACGCCACCAUCUUAUUACUUCUUUCAUUUUACAUUCAUCUUUCUGUGAGUCUACAGAAAAAUCAUCAGUUGUAAAAAUGGUAGCCCAGAAAAAACAGAAAAAAGCUCAGGAGAGCAUUAACACUAGAUUAGCACUAGUUAUGAAAUCUGGCAAAUACGUCCUUGGUUACAAGCAAACCUUGAAGUCUCUUCGUCAGGGCAAAGCCAAAUUGGUCAUCAUUGCAAAUAAUACGCCGCCGUUGAGGAAAUCGGAGAUUGAAUACUACGCUAUGUUGGCGAAGACUGGCGUGCAUCAUUACACGGGUAACAAUAUUGAAUUAGGAACAGCCUGUGGAAAAUAUUUCCGUGUUUGCACUCUUUCAAUCACUGAUCCUGGCAAUUCUGAUAUUAUAAAGUCUAUGCCAACUGGUGAUCAAGCGUAAUGUGUGUUUUUAAUUUAAUAAAUAAUUUGAAAAUCUGAAA